AUGGAUACUCCCGGCGACCAGCUGCACAAGAGGCACCAACAGAGACACGGGAAAUCGGAGAAGAAGAAGAAGAACCGAUUGAGGGGAAAAGAUGGAAAGACAGCAGAGAAGCAACACAACCCGCGGGCCUUCACCUUCAGCGGAGGUGUUGUCUCUGUUCAGAGGAAGGUUCAGCGUUCUCUCGAUAAACUGGCAUUGAAGGAACGCGAAGAGAAAACAGACAAAACUCCAGAUAUCCCGCCUCCCUACGUCGUGGUCGUUCAAGGCCCUCCCGGGGUCGGGAAAACAACCUUGAUCCGCUCCCUGGUGAAGCACUACACCCGCCACUCUCUCCAAAUCGUCCAGGGUCCGGUGACGCUAGUCGCCUCCAAGCAGCGCAGGCUCACCUUCGUGGAAUGCAGCGGGACGGACGUGCGUCAGAUGCUCGAUCUCGCCAAGAUCGCGGAUCUCGUUCUCCUCCUCAUUGAUGCAGAUUUCGGGUUUGAGAUGGAGACGUUUGAGUUCAUCAACAUCCUCCAGGUCCACGGUUUUCCGCGCGUCAUCGGCGUCCUGACCCACUUGGACAAGGUGGAGGAUCGCCACAACCAGAAGGCGCUUCGCCGGUGCAAGAAGCAGCUAAAGUCGCGUUUCUGGACGGAAAUCUACGAAGGCGCCAAGCUCUUCUACCUGACGGGACUGCAGUACGGCAGAUACAAGAAGCGAGAAAUCCUCAAUUUGUCGCGAUACAUUGCAGUUCAAAAGUUCGCCCCGCUCUCCUGGCGGUCGGCUCACCCCUACCUCCUCGCGCUGCGGUGUGAACCGGACUGCGGGUCUGCGAAUGCCGCAGAAGAUGGCGAGGAAAACGGGGAAAGAGAGGCGCCAGACGGCAACGGCGCUCCGCCACCGUCUCCCGCGUCUUCCUCGUGCGUCUUUUACGGCUACGUACGCGGGUCGGUUCUGCGCCAAGGCCAGUGGGUCCACAUUCCUGGAGCCGGCGACUUCCAAAUCUCUUCCCUCUCCUGCUGUCCAGAUCCCUGUCCUCCGCCGCAGGGCGCUCUGCCUGCUUCAGAAGGACCAUCCGAUGAGGAGGGCGAAGGUGGCGACGCCCAGACGGCAGGCCUGGAAAGUGGAGACGCGAAGCGGCGCCGACGGCCCCGAUCCCUCAAGGAACAGCAGAGAGCGAUAUAUGCGCCGGGGUGCGACGUCGGAAAUAUCCGCGUCGACGCAGAUGCCAUGUACAUACAUCUGCCUGACACGAAGGUGUCGUUCACUCGCCCGGAACUGCUGAUCAAAGAGCGCGCGGAGAAGAAGCGGCAAGGCAGUUCUCGAGACCAGUCAACCGCUGACGAUUCAAAAGACGAAGACGAGUCCGAUGACGAGUCCGAAGACGAGUCCGACGACUCGAGUGAGGAAGAUGAAGACGGCGUUGAUCUGGGUGCGGGGAAGAGACCCGUGUUUUCAAAGAAGGAAAAGCAAGACGCGGGGGAAGCGAUUCGAAUGGUGCGGCAGCUGCAAGAAGCGGAGACGUUUAUCGACAAGCAGCUGCAAACGCAGGAACUCCGCCUUCUCCCGCACUCCACGCAGGCGCUGACGACGGAGAGCAAAACACGCCAACUCGUCCCUGCGGCAGAAGAGGAAGGCAGCGAGGACGAGGAAGAGACAGGCAGUGAGGACGAGGAAGUCGAGCACGAAGGGCGGCACAGACGGCGCGCGCCGAUGCCUCCACGGAGAGAACCGGAAGAAAACGAAGGCGGGGAGUCGGACUCUGACUCCGAUGAUGCCGAGGACCAAGAAGAGAGUGACACUGAAAGAGAAGAUGACGAUGAAGAGGAGGAAGAGGAGAAGGAGUUCGAUCCUUCCGAUGAAAAUGACGAGAUAGCCGCGGUCCACGAAGCAGCCCGCAAAAGGUUUGCACGUCCGCCGUCUUUGAAGGAGAUCAUUUAUUUCGGUCGAACAGAAGCUGGAGAAGAGAGCGCGUCCGAGAGGCCACGCAGUCUGAGGCGCGCAGGCUCGGAGCCGGGGCUACGCGGGGAGAGAGGCGGGCCAGAGCGAGGGAAGACCGGCCUGUUUGCGUCGGGGAAAGAAGACCGCACCAUCCCUCUCUUUGAAGACGAAGAGGAAGAGGAAACCAGAGAAGAAAGCGGUCCCAAGGGGGGGUUACUCGGCAACCUGCCUCCGGUCCUUCCGUCGGUUUUGAGACAACAAGUGGAGCAACGCCGAGACGACGGGCGACUGCCCAUGGAUGAAGACAGUGCGUUUAUCCCUGACCCCGUGAUGUAUGCGGCAGUUGGCGGAGAGGCGGAGAACGGCGAAGAAGAAAAAGACUUCUGGUCUCCGGACCGUCUUGAAGAGAUUAAAGCUCGUUUCUUUAUCACAGGCGGAUGGAGCAGCGCAGAGGAAGAAGAGAAGAAGAAAGCGGCAGAAGAGCGGCCGCCUCAGACAGAGGAGGAAGCGGAAGAGGCGAAGCGGAAACACCAGGCAGAGCAGAAGCGACUCCAGGAGGAAUCGCGGCGGCUUCAGAUGCGAGAUCAGGCGACCGACGGCUCUGUGUCCUUUUCUUCCUCCUCGGAACACCCGUCGGGAGCGUGCGCAAGUAUCGGGAGUUUCGUCCGCGUUUGUGUCGAGCGCCUUCCUCGAAGCUGGCUGGACGGCCUAUCCGCCAAUCGCCCAGUUCUGCUCGGGGGGCUCUGUGCUGGGGAACAAGCGAAAACGUUUAUCCAGGUCCGAGUCAAGAAACAUCGGUGGUUUCCGCGUGUGCUGAAGAGCGACGACGUUCUCCUGUUUAGUGCAGGGUGGAGGCGGUUCCAGUCUCUUCCCAUGUAUGCGCUGGAGGAUCGGAGCAAUGCUAGAGUGCGUUACCUGAAAUACACACCAGAACAUCUCCAUUGUCUUGGCUAUUUCUGGGCUCCUGGCCUGCCUCCGGCGACGCCAAUUUUGGCCAUCCGAGACACUCGGGCAACGGCGAAUUUCCGCAUCAGUGCGACGGGCCUGGUUCUCCAGACGAGUCCCUCGGUGGAGUUGAGCAAGAAGCUGAAGCUUCUCGGAGAGCCGAAGAAAAUCUUCAAAAACACCGCCUUCAUCAAGAAUAUGUUUAACUCCGACCUUGAAGUCAACAUGUGCAUGGGUGCCAAGAUCCAAACAGUUUCGGGUAUUCGCGGCCAAGUGAAGAAGGCGCUUGGAACGGACGGAACGUUUAGGGCGACAUUCGAAGACAAGAUCCUCAUGUCUGACCUGGUUGUCUGUAAAACAUGGAUUAAGCUGCAACCACGGCAAUUCUGCAAUCCAGUGCUGGAUGUCGAAGGAUGGCAGCGGCUCCGAACGCAGGCAGAAAUUCGACAGGCCUUCCAGUUGCCGACACCGACGAAACCCGGCAGUCACCCAGACGGCGGCUUGGCCGCUCUUCAGGCUGCCCGAAGAUCCAAGGAAUUCAACCCAAUUCGAGUUCCCAAGCAGCUCAUGCUGAAACUCCCUUUCCAUGCUCGCACGAAAUUGCAGCAUGCAACGUCGAAGCUCCGCAAGCUGAAAGGCAAGGCGCUCGAAGAGGAACUCGAUCUUCGGAAACCGCUGGUGAGCGCAUAUGACAGGCGCGUGGCAGCGCUCCUGCAGCGAUUGCAGACAAUCAAGAAUGCUCGCGUGGAGAAGCGAAAGGAACAACAAAAAGAAAAACGUUUGAAGGUGGCGAAAGUGGCUGCGAAGAAGGAGGAAGAACGUGCGAGGAAACAGACAGAGAUGCGGAAGCGGCGCUAUGUCAAACAGGGGAAAAUUGAACUUGGCAUGCGAAAGAAAAUGCGGCUGGGAGGUGGGGGCAAGGGAGACAGAAAUGAAGACGACUGA
This is a messenger RNA of Neospora caninum, 3813 nucleotides long. RefSeq names its product putative ribosome biogenesis protein BMS1. The record is from RefSeq and is a predicted model, not a curated record. The transcript is spliced from 12 exons. The coding region runs from base 1 to 3813 and encodes 1270 amino acids. Gene Ontology annotation, molecular function: ATP binding; ATP hydrolysis activity; GTP binding. Lineage: Eukaryota; Apicomplexa; Conoidasida; Eucoccidiorida; Sarcocystidae. Gene Ontology annotation, cellular component: nucleus; 90S preribosome. Gene Ontology annotation, biological process: endonucleolytic cleavage of tricistronic rRNA transcript (SSU-rRNA, 5.8S rRNA, LSU-rRNA); maturation of SSU-rRNA from tricistronic rRNA transcript (SSU-rRNA, 5.8S rRNA, LSU-rRNA); ribosome biogenesis.